Molecule: messenger RNA, 1808 nt
Organism: Pieris napi
Lineage: Eukaryota; Metazoa; Arthropoda; Insecta; Lepidoptera; Pieridae
Product: transmembrane protein 181
Exons: 12
Coding region: 155-1744 (529 amino acids)
Molecular function (GO): toxic substance binding
Source: RefSeq, a predicted model, not a curated record
UACCGAUUACCGCGAAAAUCAAUAAUGCUUGUAAACAAGCAUCGCGCUACACCGUACCCAAGAAAAUUACGCGUAAAUUCGCGUAUGUUUUGCUUUUUAGUCACUUUAUAGUUACAUUUAAUUGUUUUUGUUGUAUUUAUUAGUAUAAUUAAUAAUGGAUACGGCCAAUGUAGGAUAUUCCUACCAUUUACCAAAUGGUGGAUGGAAUUAUAAAAUUCGCAAUACGUUGUCACAAUUUAGUGACUUGUUUAGCGAAUUUAAUAAAUAUAUCGCCCCCGCUUAUCAUCACGAUCGGUGUGAGAGGUCCGUUCAAAUGAGGGUUUAUUCGAUGCACAAAGGAGAAUUUGUAAUGGUUUUUAUAGCAUUUUUUGCUUGUUUCGGUCUUGGAGUAUUCAUAGGAUUAGCAGGCCCUUCCCCCACUAUAACCACGUCAAUAUCAGGGGCAAGUGUCCUCAGGAAUGCCUCCUCGAUAUUUAGUGGUCCCUUUCACCUGCACAGUCCAGCUUUGGGCACGCGUGUCCAACAAUUGUGGCUAUUGGCUGAGAUCGUAACUGAUAAUAAUGACGAAGAGAUAUUUGACAAAAGCUUCCAAGUGAGUAUAUCGAUAGAUGGCGUUCUCAGCGAUCACACUACUACAAACCUUGUACCGGAAACGGAAGCUACAAAUCGAACACAACAUUUAAAGUGCAAGAAGCAAAUAUGCGAGGAAGUUAUGGUGCUUCAUCUGGGUUCGCUCGAGUACACCCAUUAUAUGCUUAACGUUCGAUUUUACGGUCUCCACGAGUUCCACAAACGCUACAACAUACGGGAAGUCAUGUUCUAUUUCAAAACUUAUAAUCCAGGCUUCACUCAAAUGGAAACUUGGUUCAGGUUCAUCUUUCUUCUAACCACAUUUACAGUUGCCUGUUGGUUUGCCCAUACAUUGCGUAAAUACUCGACUCAGGACUGGGCGAUAGAACAGAAAUGGCUGUCCAUUUUACUACCAAUGUUAUUAUUAUAUAAUGACCCGAUUUACCCUCUUCGCCUGGUCUCGGGUGGGUGUUUCGCUCCGCUGAUAGACUCAGUAUUCCAGACGACGUUCCUCGCGUGUGUGAUGCUCUCUUGGCUUGCUCUAUACCAUGGACUUCGACAGAACGAGCGAAGUUUCGUAUCUUUCUACUUAUUGAAGGUGGUCUUGGUGGGAUUCGUUUGGACUCCCGCGAUGGUCAUCGCCGUUUGGCAGAAAUACUACGGCUACUACGACCCUACCUUCAAUUACUACACGGACCCCAACUUUCGGGUGGUGAAAAUAUUAUUCUUCAGUGCUGUCGCGCUUUACUUUAUGUACCUGCUUAUACUUGUUGUUAAGGCUUAUAGCGAUUUAAGGAAUAUGCCCUUUUUUGAUAUAAGAUUGCGUUGUCUAUCCAUAAUCGUUGUGUCGGUUUUAUCAAUAACAACUAUUUUGGCUUUACAUUCGUGGGGUCCGGCCGCACUACAAGACUACUGGGCCUCACAGCCAAAGGUCCAUUUUGACACUUCGGCGCCUUUUAUGGCUAUGUAUGGCCUAUUUAAUUUUAAAUUGUAUACUUUGGCCUAUUUAUUCUCGCCUGGCAGUGGAUCUUUACAUGAAACAGCGAUAACCAAAGACAAUCCAGCUUUUUCUAUGAUCAAUGACUCGGAUGAAGACGUCAUCUAUGGCUCAGACGAGGAAAGCCGCCGACCUCUCAACUCACAUUCCAGAGCAAACACAGAUAACAUAAUAUGAUGCGAUAUAUUUUGAUCCUCAACUGUUUUAUUCUUCCUCUUGUUAUAUUAUAGACCAUUUAGAA